Colossoma macropomum (tambaqui) is the source of this 960-nucleotide messenger RNA. Its product is annotated as odorant receptor 131-2-like. Gene Ontology annotation, biological process: G protein-coupled receptor signaling pathway. The coding region runs from base 1 to 960 and encodes 319 amino acids. NCBI's taxonomy places the organism in Eukaryota, Metazoa, Chordata, Actinopteri, Characiformes, Serrasalmidae. Gene Ontology annotation, cellular component: membrane. The transcript has a single exon. The record is from RefSeq and is a predicted model, not a curated record. Gene Ontology annotation, molecular function: G protein-coupled receptor activity.
AUGCAGAGUUUUGUUGUUAACAGUAGCUCAAGCAAUAAUCUUUUAACAGAAUCGUCAAGUUCUUUAUUUAUGAAGCUGACAUUGGUGCAGGUUCUGGUGGGGAUUUUCCUCUGUGUAAACUGUCUGAUGAUAUUCACCUUUCUGAAAAAGGAGGUGUUCAGGGAGGACACUCGCUACAUUUUGUUUGCACAAACCCUAUUUGUUGACUCUACACUCUUGAUUUUAUCUGAUAUGCUGAUGGUUGGGACUGCUUACCAGUACCACAUACACAUGAUUCCUUGCAUGAUUGUGCUGUCAGUUGCAACUAUUUUUACAGUUUGUACUCCACUGACUCUUGUGGCAAUGUGUCUGGAGCGCUAUGUUGCUAUAUGCAUGCCUUUAAGACAUGCUGACAUCUCCACCCGCAGAAACAGAUUCUUUGGGUUUCUGAUUAUAUGGGGUAUCAGCUCCAUAGUUCCACUGAUCACUUUGAUAGCAUAUUUAUUUGUAGUUCCUCCUGGUGCUCUGUUCUCCUAUACUGUGUGUAAUGCAGAAUUUAUGAUGGGGGAAGAGUGGCAGGCACACACACGUGGUACAGUUUUGCAGCUCAUUUUCUUAUUUAUGAUCUUCAUCAUUGUCUUCACUUAUAUCAAGAUAAUGAUUGCAGCCAGAGCCGCCUCCUCUGAGAAUAAGAAAUCAACCAGCAAGAGUCUCAGAACUGUGCUACUUCAUGCCUUUCAGCUGUUUCUGUGUAUAGUUCAGUUUUCAAUCCCAUAUAUAGAAAUGGCAUUUUGGAACAUUGAUAUCAUAACGUUUAAUAAUAUAAGAUAUUCAAAUUUAAUCCUGUUUGUUAUUGCACCACGUUGUCUUAGUCCAUUGAUUUAUGGUCUCAGAGAUGAAAAGUUUUUCCUUGCUUUAAGACAUAAUGCUAUGUGUGGUUUGACAGCCUUUUCUCAGCAUUAUUCAGUGAAUGGAAAAUAA